AUGACACGAGGGGCAGGUGAGGAGCUGCAGGUGAUUCAGCCUCAGAAGUCAGUGUCUGUCGCAGCUGGAGAGACGGCCACUCUGAGCUGCACUGUGACCUCCCUGACCCCCGUGGGGCCCACACAGUGGUUCAGAGGGACAGGGCCAGGCCGGGAGUUAAUCUACAGUAUGAGAGGAAGCCACUUUCCCCGGGUAACAAGUGUUACAGAUUUCUCGAGGAGAAACAACUUGGACUUUUCCAUCCGCAUCAGUAACCUCACCCCAGCAGACACAGGGACCUACUACUGUGUGAAGUUCCAGAGAGGAAGCACUGGUGACAUGGAGCUGAAGUCUGGGGCAGGCACUCAGCUCACCGUGAGUGCCAAACCCUCUCCCCCUGUGGUAUCGGGCCCCACAGGCAGGACGCCACCUGGGCAGACAGUGAGCUUCACCUGCCAGUCCCAUGGCUUCUCCCCCAGAAACAUCAUCCUGAAAUGGUUCAAGGAUGGGAAUGAGCUCCCAGCCUUCCAGACCACCGUGGACCCAGAGGGAGACAGCCCUUCCUACAACGUCUCCAGCACAGCCAGGGUGCGGCUGGCCCCGGGGGAUGUUCGCUCCCAGGUCAUCUGCCAGGUGGCCCACGACACCCUAAAGGGGGACCCUCCUCUUCGUGGGACUGCCAACGUGUCUGAGGCCAUCCGAGUUCCGCCCACCUUGGAGGUUACCCAGCACACGGUGUCAGAGAAACAGAAGAACGUCACCUGCCUGGUGAAGAACUUCUACCCCCAGCGCCUACAGCUGACCUGGCUGGAGAACCGGAACAGGUCCCGAACAGAAACGGCCCCGACCCUCGUAGAGAACAAGGAUGGGACCUUCAGCGGGAGGAGCUGGCUCCUCGUGGAUCUGUCUGCCCACAGGGAGGAUGCGAUGCUCACCUGCCAGGUGGAGCACGAUGGGCAGCCGGCCGUCACCAAAACCAUCACCGUGGAGGCCCUGGCUCACCAGAAGGACCCAGAUGAACCCUCUGGUGAGGCCCCCACUUUAACUGACCCGAGGCCCUAUUUGGAGACCAGUAGCUGUGCUGCUGCCAUUGUGCUCAGCAGCCAGAAGGGGACAGAAGAUUGUGAGCGCAAUAGCCCAUAG
Messenger RNA from Myotis lucifugus (little brown bat), 1122 nucleotides. RefSeq names its product signal-regulatory protein beta-1-like. The record is from RefSeq and is a predicted model, not a curated record. NCBI's taxonomy places the organism in Eukaryota, Metazoa, Chordata, Mammalia, Chiroptera, Vespertilionidae. Gene Ontology annotation, biological process: positive regulation of T cell activation; positive regulation of phagocytosis. The transcript is spliced from 5 exons. Bases 1 to 1122 code for a protein of 373 amino acids. Gene Ontology annotation, cellular component: plasma membrane.